Messenger RNA from Anopheles funestus (African malaria mosquito), 9544 nucleotides. RefSeq names its product serine/threonine-protein kinase Genghis Khan (gene gek). Bases 911 to 6601 code for a protein of 1896 amino acids. Gene Ontology annotation, biological process: actomyosin structure organization; peptidyl-threonine phosphorylation. The record is from RefSeq and is a predicted model, not a curated record. The transcript is spliced from 21 exons. Lineage: Eukaryota; Metazoa; Arthropoda; Insecta; Diptera; Culicidae. Gene Ontology annotation, molecular function: protein serine/threonine kinase activity; ATP binding. Gene Ontology annotation, cellular component: cytoplasm; cytoskeleton.
CGUGCGUGUGUGUGUGCACGGAACCAAUAAACCAACGAAAGGUGGCAAAAGUGUAACAUAAGCGAAAGAAUCGACUCAUUUCGCCUACUCCGUUCGAGAGUGCUUCUUGUGUCUGUGUGUGUGUGUGCGUUUGUGUUUAUAGUGUUCUUCACUGUCAGCUGUCACAUUAGCGAAGGCGCCCGCUGCCCGCCGCCUAGAACGCAAAAAUUGGAUUGAAGCAAGAAGUUUAAACGUUGCGUCGUGAACAGCGAAUAAAUACAGAUACAUCGAUACACUGCGCGUAUAGAGCCGUGCCGCCCUUAAAAGGCAGCAAUUUAAACCACCUCAGUAUACCGCUUCGUGAACGAUCAAAUGGUACAGCAGUGCAGCGGUGGUGAACCACCAUCACGGUGGUGGCGGUUGUCCUAAUGUCCUUUCGCAGGGAUAGCGCCACCGCCAUUCGGUUCCCGUCGCAGAAGGAGCCGGAUGUGAACCGCUUUCGUCGCAAACGUUACCAACACUGGUUAGCACUAGUAUCGUACCGGUGUGGCGAUCAAAUCAAUAAUAGUUGUGAUUUUCACUAUCACCAAACGCUGUAAAGUAGAAACAGCGAAUGUACCAGAGUAGAUUCUAAUCUUCCGCCCGUUUAGCAUCGCAUUUCUGGUUUUUUGCAGCAGUGUUAAAUUGUUGCACCAUAGCAUUAAAAUUAUUAGGCGGAUUGCGGUUCGCAGACUGCAUAGAUACUGUUCACAGAGCAACGACGAAUGAAACAAAAGUAGCACCCGAGGCUUAGAUAGGAUUUAAGAAAUCUAUCGCUGAGAUAAUAAGGAACAGAUAGCACCAUCCAGAGCAAGGGGGAAGGUUAGCAGAAUUGACUGUAAACAGUGCAAAAUUUAGAAAAGUAUCGCAAUCAAACAUAGCAACGAUAUAUAUGGCAGCGACGAUGGCUUCCGAUCAGAAGGAUGUUCUCGCUGGACUGAAUCUAUCCAAACUGUCCGUUCAAUCACCCGCGGCUCGCCUAAAAGAGCUGGAAAACCUGAUCCUUGAUCAGGUUACCUGCAGCGGUACAAAUAAUAACUUCAGUAACAACGGCAGCAAUGGAACCGCCACAAACAAUAGCGUCAGCAGCCCGCUGUUCGGCACCAUCCUCAGUGGUGCUGUUGCAGCUGCCGGUUUGUCGGCGGAAAAGUUCCUGUCGGUGGAAACGAUGGUAGACUGUCUGCUGGUGCUGUACGACGAAUGCUGCAAUUCGUCGCUGCGCCGCGAAAAGACCGUGUCCGAUUUUAUCGAGCUGAUGAAGUCGGUUGUGCAGAGUAUCAAACAGUUACGGCUGUCACGUGAUGACUUCGAGGUGCUGAAGGUGAUCGGUCGCGGUGCAUUCGGUGAGGUGUGCGUCGUACGGAUGCAUCACACUAGUCAGAUCUACGCGAUGAAGAUACUGAACAAAUGGGAAAUGUUGAAGCGCGCCGAAACGGCUUGCUUCCGAGAGGAGCGGGAUGUGCUGGUCUUCGGUGAUCGGCGGUGGAUAACGAAUUUACAUUACGCUUUUCAGGAUGACAUUAACCUGUAUCUCAUUAUGGAUUACUACUGUGGCGGUGAUCUGUUAACGUUACUGAGCAAGUUCGAGGAUCGUCUGCCCGAGGACAUGGCACGGUUCUAUAUAGCGGAAAUGGUACUGGCGAUACAUAGCAUCCACGAGCUGAAGUACGUGCACCGGGACAUUAAACCGGAUAAUAUAGUGCUGGACGCAAGUGGGCAUGUGCGGUUGGCCGAUUUUGGCUCCUGUUUGCGUCUCGGUCCACAGGGUACGGUACAGUCGAACGUUGCGGUUGGUACACCCGACUACAUUUCACCAGAGAUCCUGCGUGCGAUGGAAGACGGCCAGGGAAAGUAUGGUCCAGAGUGUGAUUGGUGGUCGCUGGGUGUUUGCAUGUACGAGAUGCUGUUCGGCGAGACGCCAUUCUACGCGGAGAGUCUAGUCGAGACGUACGGCAAAAUCAUGAACCACAAAAACUCGUUCGAUUUUCCAAACGACGAUGAAGAGUAUGGUGUGAGCGAACAGGCGAAGGAUUUGAUCCGACGGUUGAUCUGCGCACCCGAAUACCGGCUCGGCCAAAACGGUAUCGACGACUUUAAGGCACACCCGUGGUUCGAGGGCAUCAACUGGGACACGAUACGAAACGGGCAGGCACCAUACAUACCGGAGGUUUCUAGUCCAACAGACACGUCAAACUUCGACGUGGAUGAUACGGACAUCAAGCUGUCCGAUGCCGUACCGCCAACGACAAACCCUGCCUUCUCCGGUCAUCAUCUGCCAUUCGUGGGCUUUACCUUUACCAAGGACAGCUCCUUGUCGGACGUAGGCCGAUUGUCGCGUGCCAUCACGACGAACAGCAUUAGUCAACCGCUGCCACCGUUGAAGCUGGAAAAGCACGGUUCGGAGGAAAAGCAACGGCUCAGUCCGGACAGUACGCGUAAGCUGCAGGAUGAAAUCAACAUCCUGACCAAGCGCAACUGCGAGCUGGAGAGCCAGAUCAAGAGCUUCGAACGAGUGGGCGCACUAUCGGUGGGAACGGCGGCCUCCGCUGACUCCGUCGAUGGACAGGUAGAUGCAAAGCUAAAGGAGAACGAGAAAAUAAUACGUUUGUUGCGGCAAGAGAAAGAUGAUUUGCAGAAAGAGCAUCAGGAUGCAAUCGAUCGAUUAAAACAGCAGGAUAAGGAGCUGAAAGAUGCGCUGGAGCAGCGCAAGCUGGCGAUGGCCGAAUAUACGGAAGUAACCGAUAAGCUUUCCGAUCUGCGCCAACAAAAGCAGAAAUUGUCGCGGCAGGUACGCGAUAAGGAGGAAGAGCUGGAGGUGACAAUGCAGAAGGUGGAUACACUGCGCAGUGAGUUGCGCAAAACGGACAAAUUGCGCCGUGAGCAGGAUGCUCGCGUUCAGGAUCUAAUCUCGGAGCUGAACCGGGAGCGUCAACAGCGCGAGCGUUCCGAGGAGUGUUACCGCCAGUUACAGAUGGAAGCACGCAGCCGCAGUUCCUCGGAACUCGGAUCGUCCAAUUCGCUUGGUAUCUCUUCCUCCGAUUCUAUCCGGCUAGAAAUCGACCGGCUGGAGGUGGAGUACAGCGAAAAGAUCAACCAGCAACAGACGCGCUACAACAUAGAAAUAUCGGCGCUGCGGGAUCAGCUAAAUGAGGCGGACAACCAUCGGGAGAUGCUUCAGCGGGAGCUGCAACAAGCGCGGGAAAAGCUUGACUCGAGCCGGCUUGAAUCACUCACAGACUCGGAGGAAACGAUCCUAGAGUUGCGCAAGCGGCACGAGCGCGAGAAAAAGAUUCUGCUCGACGAUAAUCGUAAAUUGAUUACGGAUCUGGAGAUGAUCAGUGAAUCGAACCGCCGUCUGACGGCUGAACGGCUGCAAAUGGAAAGCGAAUAUGAGGACCUAAGAAAUAGACGCCAAGCAUUCAGCCAAUGGGAACGUCAGAUAGCGGAGAUCAUCCAGUGGGUAUCGGACGAGAAGGAUGCACGCGGCUAUCUGCAGGCGCUCGCAACGAAGAUGACCGAAGAGCUCGAAUAUCUGAAGCACAGCGGACCUCUGAAUCACAAUGCGAGCGACAACAAAAAUUGGCGCAAUCGACGCUCGCAAAAGCUCGACAAAAUGGAACUGCUGAACCUGCAAAGUUCGCUGCAGAACGAAAUUCAAGCAAAGGCAGUAAUUUCCGAAGAGCUUACGCGCACCAGAACCGAUCUCGUAGCGGCUCAAAAGGAUUUGCGGGAGACGCGCCAGAUCUGUGAAUCAAUUGGUAGUGAGCUGAAACGCAAAGAAAGCGUGAUAAAGGAUCUACAGCAGCGGCUUGAAUCUAACGAAGGAUUCCUGGAAAGGCCCUCCUCGCAGAUGUCCUAUCUGGAUCACUUUUUGAAAGAGUCGGGAGGCGUUGGAAGUGGAGGUGGUGGAGGCGGAGGCGGAGGUGGUUCCAGUUCAACGACGCACACAAACUCAACGUUGGCCAUCAACAUGCCAACAGCCGGAUCGAGCAGUAGCACUGUACCACCGCACCGCAAAAGCAGUAGCGGUAGCCAGCACGUAAACACAUCCACCAGUUCCUCGUCGAACAAUCUCACCUCCACGAAUGCACCGCACCUUAAUCAAACCCAUAAUCAAAGCCUCUCCUCACUACACCAACAACAAUUACACCACCAACAGGUACAGCAGCAGGGUCAGGUGCAAACGCAGCAGAUGCAAUCCCAGCACACGUACAGCAAUCAGCAACAGUUGCUUCAACAGCAGCAGCAGCAGCAGGAACAGGCACAGCAGCAACAGCAGCAGCAACCAACGAUGCAUCAUUCGAACUACUCGAUGGAAAGCGAGGAUGGUGAUGUGGAAGAUAACAAUCGUGGCCAUUCGCUGUCCAGCUCGAAGAGCAACCUGAGCGAUCACUCACUGAGUAUGCACAGCGUAAUGAUGUCACACCAGCAGGACUUGCAUUCCCAUCGACAGCAGAAAGCGAAAGUGCACCAGUUCCUCGUGCGGACUUUCUCCAGCCCAACGAAAUGCAAUCACUGCACAUCGCUAAUGGUGGGCCUAACGCGGCAGGGUGUGGUGUGCGAGCUGUGUGGCUUUGCCUGUCACAUGAUCUGCUGCCCGAAGGUACCGACCCAAUGUCCGGUACCGUCCGAUCAGACGAAACGUCCACUCGGGAUCGAUCCGACGCGUGGCAUCGGUACGGCGUACGAGGGUUACGUGAAGGUGCCUAAGCUGGGCGGCGUUAAGCGUGGCUGGGUGCGCCAGUUCGUCGUUGUGUGCGAUUUCAAGCUGUUCCUGUACGAUAUCUCCGCAGAUCGUAGCGCACUGCCGAGUGUGCACGUAACGCAGGUGUUGGAUAUGCGUGAUCCUGAGUUUACGGUUUCCGGUGUGCGUGAAAGUGAUGUCAUUCACGCGACGAAAAAAGAUGUACCGUGCAUAUUUAGAAUUACGACAUCCCUGUUAGAUGGUGGCCCUUCACUGCAAACGCUGAUGCUAGCGGACACGGAAUCGGAAAAGGCAAAGUGGGUCGUGGCGCUAAGCGAACUUCAUCGCAUACUGAAGCGUAACAAUCUACCGAACACGGCCAUGUUUCGUGUACGUGAAGUGCUCGACAGUACCGUGUCGGCGAUUCGUAACGCGCUCAGCGCACUGAUUAUCGAUCCAGAACGGAUACUCCUCGGUACGGAGGAUGGGCUGUUCUGUCUCGAUCUGGAUCGCAGUCAAAUCGCACGCAUCGGCGAAAGCAAGAAGGUGUACCAGCUGUGGUACAUUGCCGAAGAGCAGCUGCUGGUGAUACUGUGCGGUAAGCAGCGCCACCUGCGACUGUUACCCAUUCGUGCCCUCGAAACGGUUGACGUCGAGUGGAUAAAGGUGGCAGAAUCGAAGAAUUGCAUCACGGCCUGUACCGGUAUUAUCGAGCGCGGACCACAACCGGUGUUUUGUAUCGUGCUAGCUCUGAAGCGCCAAAACACGUCACAGAUUGUGGUGUACGUAGUGAAUCGAGAUCGGAGCCGGCAUCACAAGAUGUGUGAGUUUACGGUUGCAUAUCCUGUGCAGAGCUUGCAGGUUCUAUCCGACAUGCGGUUGGCUGUUGGACAUCAGAGUGGUUUCACCGCAUACUGUCUGCAGGGUGCGGCCAAAGCAAUGCCUUUAGUGCAUCCGGAAAAUCAAUUGAAUAAUUUUCUCAAUUUUUCGGGCGUUGAUGCGUGGCGAGUGAUUGAAAUACAGUCUGGCCACGGAGGCAAUGUGCACGGUGAAUAUUUGCUCGUAUUCCAAACACUCGCAAUCUACGUCGAUCUACAGGGGCGUAAAUCUCGCGAUCGCGAAAUCAUGUAUCCGGCUGUCCCUAAGCAUAUCACAUAUUGUGACGGACAUCUACUAGUCUAUUCGGAAACCCAUCUGGACAUCUUUAACACGCAAACCGCGGAAUGGGUGCAGUCAAUUGGUUUAAAACGUUCCCGUCCACUGAUGAACAAUGGCAGCCUUACGUUAACCUAUCUCAAUGACAGCGUACACGUCGUUUACCUAGCGAACAUGCAUACGAGAGAAUUGCUCAAUCUUUCCCCAUGUGAUCGGGAUGGUCGUCUGAAAUCGAAACGAUUUUCUUUGCGCGAACCUAAUCGAACAAUUCGCACGAGCACCGAUCGUCGCUCGAAGCUUAUCUCUGCUCCAACAAACUUCAACCAUAUCUCGCACAUGGGCCCAGGAGAUGGCAUACAAAAGCAGCGGUUGCUCGAUCUACCAACGACGAUCGAGACGGCCGACCAGAACACGCAACAGCAACGGAUUUCAACGAUGCGUCAUGCCCCACCACCACCCCGUGCACCUCCUCGUCCAUCCAUGAUCCAUCAACUGAAUGGAUCGAACAAUUCCCUGCCAGGUGCAAAACGUACCGCCCCUGCCAGGCCACGUGAUCAGCCUCCGUCGUUACCACGUUCACCUAGUCCGUUGGGAAGCAUGUCCUCACUACAUGACGUUCUUAAGGUUUCGGUUGCUGAUAUGCAAUCGGAAUCGAGGCAAAGUGUGGCGAGCAACAACUCCAGCUCGGUAUCUACGCCACCUUCCCCAACGAACGAUCGAUUAAGUUCAAGCUACGAUUCAUAAUGUUUCCUGAAAUAUUUCACCAAAUUGCUAACCAUUCGCUCCACGCUGGAACACAGCGGACGGUCGUUUUGCUUAAAGGGACCGCCAGCUUCACGCCAUUCGGGUUGCGGCGAAAUGGACGGAGCGGAUACUUAGCGACUAUGAGUGUGUUUUUGAUUAUUUUGUAUUGUUUUUUGUUAAAGCUUCAUAUAAAAUGCGCCAUAUAUCGUUACAUCGAGUUUCCGCGGAAGGAAGCAACCAACUUCACACCUGCAUUCAUUUUUCUUCCCACACACAACGAGUAGGUAAAGUGUUUGUUUUUUUUAGCUAAGAGUUCAAUUUUAAACUAACCAAUGAUCGAAGGUUCGUAGCAUGAGGUGCUAAGCAAAGAUCGAUGAUCUCUUUCCCCUGUCUAUCUCUCUAUUGCUGUCCAAACUUUAGUUUAAAUACGUUUUGUGUUAUAUUACAUUGUCAUUCAUUCCCUUACUCUCAUGGUGUUGGACACGCUACAUCUCUAUGCGAUCCAACUCUGUCAUUAGUAACGUGAAACAAACAAAAAAAAAACAAAAAAUCAGGAAACUGUAUCAAUUAUGACAAGCAAAUGAAUUGCGGUCGGGUUGUAGUCGAUUAAAUGAACAAACUUACUAACUAAUCGGUGGGUGUGAUUAUUAAUCACACGAAACGAGCAACCUCUUUAUUUUGCUGUGGAGUUCUUCUGCCGUGUUCCUUUGCGCUUUUCAGGUGCGUGUGCGUGUGUGUAUGCGGGAGUGUGUUGCACAGGUGGUACGAGACGGUAGUGGAGAGAGAAGGAAGCAAAAGACCUAUUGCUUGAAUCAUCCUUCCGUUACCAUUAGGAUGUUUAGCAAGUUAAAAAUGUGAAAAGAAAAAAUCGCCUAGUGUAUACUAUUGACAUUAAUAUCUCUCUACUCUACUAGAAAAUUAAUGCCAUGUAUUCCUGCCGCAUAAUAGUAUUUAAUAUUCAUUCCUAGAUACAAUACCACAUGCUGUAAAAAAAGUAUCACAACCGGUAAUGGUAGGGAGACGGUUUUCUACAAUCGUUCCUAUAGAAUAGCGCAGUCUAAAGAGAUUAGGAAAGCAUACAUUCACACUAUACUAUAACAGUUCUUGUUCAUCGCGUUACUCCCCUUAUCGACGAUUCGCCAAUGUUUCUUAAAUGUUUAAAAUCAUCGAAUUCCAAAACAACGAUCAUUUGCAAGGAGGGUGCAGCAUCGGUUGUCCAAAGGCAUAGCAUAACCUCAUCUUACUAAAUCUGUUUAGCGCCGCUUACUUCACACACUAUUACAUUGUACAUUGCGCGUUAGUAAACGAUCCCGUUCUGGUGGAUCCUACCGUACACACAUGCGCACGCACAGUUGCGCAAAACUACUAACCAAAAACAAGAAAAAAAAUGGACGCUGAACACUACCCGUACACGUUGCGAGAGUUUGCUACGUGUAUUCGCAAACACACAGAUGGUGCUUCCAAACCGUAGCAAUUUGCAGAACUAAACUGUAAGUUUCUAAUCGCUCGUCGGUGCGCGCGCACACGCAACGAAGAAAAGGGUGCGCAGUUGCUCCACGUUGGCCUGAAACAAGCAGCAAUGUGUCAAUAUACAAGAGUGAAUUUAGUGGUGAAUCGGUGUAAAAUUACAAAAUGAAAUCAAAUUAUACAUACCUUCAGAACAUUUACAUGCAUACAAUUAGUAACAAAAGUGAACUUGUGAAGCGGGCGCACUCCCGUGAUAGGAGCGUGUCCUUAUUGUGACUAGCAACGGUAGAAUGCAAGCGUUUAUGGCAAAAAAAACAACAAAACAAACACACAGAUAACGAAUACUAAAACCGCGCGGAAGAAAAAGAAAUGAAACCAUAAGGACAAUAUUUAGUAUUUUCAAUGCAGAUUAAUACUGCAUUUGUUGCAUAUUGUAUAACACGGAAUGUCAUGGGCUGAGCUAAGACAAGACAGUGACAAAGCCACAAAGAGGGGCUGCAACGAGAGAAGGGACGUGGGAAUGGGCGCCUGAUAUGUAGGGUUCCGAGUGCAUAAGUGUACUGAAUGGCGAUCGUAGUUAUGUACGUUUAAAAUAUCGAUCAUCAAUCAUAAAGUUCACACGCAUGCAUAAAUUAGCUAACGUUUACACUAUACGGUUUACUACUCACUGAUUGAAGCAAACGGCGUUGCAAGGCAUAUAUAAGGUAGUAUGCAAGGAACGAAUUAUUCAGCCCGUAGUUGGCGAAAGGAAAGAUGAAGGAAAUGAAAUUAAUGUCACAUUUCAAAAUGGUUUUAUGUAACUUAAAUUUAUCGCUUGUUUUAAAUCACUUCUAAACAACAACACGCGCCUAAAUUGAAGCUUAUAGUUUAUCGAUUGGUUUUACUUAGAAUCUGUUUUAAGAGCGCCCCCAAACGGUGACACUUACAAAUUGAUUGCGCCAUUCUUUUAUUGUCUGUUUGUUAGUGAAAAUCCUUUCGUUUUAUUUAUUUGAAUGUAUCAAUUAGCCCUUCAAAUUGAUGUUAAUUUAUGUGUAGUCGUUGAGAUGUGCAGCGUGAUACGUGACGUUAUAAUUAAUGCUAACGAAGGUAAUGGUAGAAAAACAAAACAUGAGUUCACAAAAUCAGCAUUCGAAAGCUAAGGACGGUUUCUUUCAGUUGCGGGCUGGGUCAAUUUUUGGGUGUGUAGCUGUCGGAUAAAGGUAUAAAGAUGCAAAGAAAACAACUGAACGGAAACAGUACAGAAUCGGGUGGGUAUUUGCUGCGCCUUACUGUACAUUUGUGCGAAGAAAAAGCAACCAUACGGUACAUUGUCAAGCGCUGAAAAACCUUUCCCAAAGGAAAAGUGAAUUGAUGCAAACGGCAACGAAUGUGAAAUAAGAAGAAAAACUUACAAGAUGCAUGACUCGAGUAGCAUUACGAAGAAUUAUGGAUGCGGAUACAAACUAAAAUAACAAAACGAGCCAAACAGAUUGAAAA